AUGUACGAAGGGAUUGACAACCUGAAAUCCUUUUACGACCGUGCCGGGAAGACUUUCUCCGGCGGUCCUUCUGCGGCACAGGAUGUGCCGCGUCGUACUGCUCAACCAGACCCAGUACGUCGAUCAUCAGUUGGGAGCGGGGCUCCCAAGAAUCCCAGGACGGGGGAUAGCCGCGCCAUCGGACGAGAUAACUCGUCCGACGCCCGUUCACGUCGCGGUGGUUCAACAGCUGCUCAACUAGAUAGCGCUGGCCACCGCGAGAGUCCUCUAAUGGAGGUGGAGGAGGAGGAAAGACGCUCUCCACACGAUCAUGUGGAUCGGUGUGUUCCCGAGAGCUUCUUUGAUCGCGUAACCCAAGGGUUACGCGACGAUCUCGAGCAUGAGCGGAAUAGGCGUCUCCAAGUGGCGGACACUGCCUUGAAGCAUCGAGCUGAGUUUGCCUUUGCUCAGCUCGAGAACGAGAGAUCUCUGACAUCUCUUCGUGACGAGCUAAGGGUAGCUCGUGGGAUUGUUGAUCGGUCUCGGGCUGAGAUAACUGCUCUUCAGACCCUUGUUGAUGCCCACCAUCGGGAGCACAAGGCUCUCUGCGAGAUGCUUGAGCGCAAGGGCGUUCUUCAUCGGAAGAAGAAGCGUACUGAUGGUACGGCUUAA
Messenger RNA from Peronospora matthiolae, 651 nucleotides. NCBI's taxonomy places the organism in Eukaryota, Oomycota, Peronosporomycetes, Peronosporales, Peronosporaceae. The record is from the annotation of a GenBank genome assembly.